AUGAUGGAGCAGCUUCUGUUCAAUACACUACUGGAUGAAUUUCGUACUGUUGGUACAAUUAAAUAUAAUAAACAAAAAAAGAAACCACUCAUCGAUUUAAUUAGAAAUGAAAAGAAUAAGACUCAACUGAGUGGUUGUGCAGAGAUCACAUUUGAAAACGAAGGAGCAGUAGUAGAAGCAGUUAAAAAAUAUAACCAAAUGCGUGUACCGACGUUAAAUAAUGCUCAAAUUGGUGUGAUGCGAUCGGAAAAGAAGUCUUCUGCAUUCCCGAAUCCACUACCACCAUCACCAAGUGAGCAUUUGUAG
Adineta steineri is the source of this 306-nucleotide messenger RNA. The record is from the annotation of a GenBank genome assembly. NCBI's taxonomy places the organism in Eukaryota, Metazoa, Rotifera, Eurotatoria, Adinetida, Adinetidae.